AUGGAUGAAGUGGCCGCAACUCCCCUCACUGGCCAUGCCCAGAACCAGACAACAAUUACUCAGCCUCAUCAUCAUCAGCAACAACCCCAACAACAACAUCAUUCCCUGGACCACACGCAACAGCAGCAGCAUCAACAGCCGCCACAACCGCAGCACCAUCAUCCGCCGCACCUAAAUCAACAUCCGCAUCAUUGCGCCGAGGUUCCGACGGCUACACAGGAUGCAUCAGGUCAAAUGAUGGUCUCCGAUUACUGCGGCAACGGAUUGAUCGGUCCUGAUUGCUCGAUUCCCAACUCCGUUGACCCAUCGUGGUUGAGUGCAGAGUGUUAUCCUUCGAGAGCUUACGACCCACUUCCUCUUCCACCUCAUAACCUUGAGGAUCCUGUUUGUGUGAAAGCGGAGAGGACCUUCACGCCGGAACCGAGCCGCCCUCUAACCUACGAAGGCUCGUUCCAGGAACCGGUCAAGUACCGGAACCUUCGCCCUCAUUCCACUCCCGCAACACUUCUGUGGCUAGAUGAGAACUACGAGAUGGCCGAAGGAGUGUGCAUUCCACGCAACACUCUGUACCUCCAUUACGUGGAUUUCUGUGCCAAGAAUUCGAUGCAACCGGUUAACGCCGCGAGCUUUGGAAAGAUAAUUCGUCAACAGUUUCCUGCACUCACCACGCGUCGUUUGGGAACACGAGGUCAAUCAAGAUAUCAUUAUUAUGGAAUCGCAAUCCGAGAGCAUUCACCUUAUUUCGAGCCCACCUACUCGAGAAAAUCCGGCGAGACGCCGGACGGUCAGAAGAGAGAGCUGCAUAAGGAAUCUCACUCCCCCGCUACGUAUCGCACAAAUAAACGGGAAACUGCCGAAACUCAAACUCGCAAUUUUUUGCUCCUCGCUAAGAAUGCAUCGGCAGUGGCCAAUGUUUCUCAACGGGUAAAAUUAAGCGCUGUUUUGCCGAACUUCCCCUCACUCCGAACACUGAGCGUGAGCCCUUCGGUCGACCGCGAACAGGUGGCGAGCUUCUUGACUAUGUAUCGAGCUCACUGUCAGAGGGUUCUGGACACGAUUCUAUCCAUGAGUCUAGAACAGGUCCGAGUCAAUCUUCAGCAUUUUUGGUUCGGCAUUCCGCAACAUCUUGCCUCGGGACUGGGAUCCCCGGUCUUAGUGAAUUUGGUCGCUCUCUGUGAUUCCACGCUGUAUAAGACUGUUUGCAACUUAUUAGUCCCGUCUUUGACUCAACCCCUGCCCGAAAGCUUCGUGCGGAUGAUCGAAUACUUCACUCAAGACUACGAAAGCUGGCUGGACAGAGCUCUGGGAGGGUUCCCUAAAGCCUUGCAGCAGGUCAAAAUGGAAUUUGGGAAGCAUUUCAUGGGCCAACUGAGACGUAGGGUUGAGGUGAAUCAGUUGUCUCAAGCAUCGAAGAUAUUGUUAGCGAAUAGACAGUUGAUCACGCAAGUGUUAAGCGAUUGGAGAGCCCUGAGAAUGUCAGCAGGACGGGGACUGCUGAUCCUCCAAAAAGAGAGGACCUUCUGCCAUCAGGACGUCGUUCUAUCCGUCCUGUCGGAAUUGGAGUCCUGCUUGGAGACAUCGAACAGUCUGGAGACGUUGCUCCUGUGGAUGGACUCCGUCGUGGAAAAGUUUACCAGCGGGGGAAAUCGGAGUCAUGCGAAGCGGACAAAGAACUUCCCUGGCAGUCGUCCUCCCGCAACAUCCCAAAUGGUGCGUGAUAUCAGCUGCAGUUUCUUGCGAGCGUGGACCGAAUGUUCCCAGAGAAUUUUUCGAGAAAUUCAGGAGACCCCUCAUUUCCCGUCUUUCCAACUCUUACGUAUUUUGUGCGACGACUACAUUCGGAUCAGCGUUUCGACUGUUCUGGAGGAAUGUCUUGUGCGAGACCUGCAUAGUAAUAUCCAGCAAAAUUGCUCACUCGAUAUCUCUUUGAUUAAUCUCGUCGAUUAUGGAUGCCCCCUCCUCACUGAGAGUCUGAUGCCCAAAACUCACUCAUCUCAUCCAAGCGGAGCAUCGUCGGAGCCGAAACCUGUCCAGUUGUGUACGACGGUGACUCAACAACUUCAAGAAAAAACGAAACUUCGACGCUCUGACGAUUCGGCAGAAAUAGUGCCGCAAACCUCUCCCCCAGUUGCGAUUUUCUACGAAACGAAUUGCUACACGGGAGUCACGUCGGUGAUUCAACAAACGACAAAUAUCAUAACAACCACAGCUACGGCUGCCAGCAGUUUGUACGGAGCUCCCGAGGUACUCGAGAACCCCGAGCUGACAGCAGCUCAUCCAGCUCAGCAAUGCGUCAUCAUCUCCGGGGAAACUACUUCCGACUGGGGAGGACCGUCUUUUCCAUCACCUGGUCAACCACACGUUUACGGUCAUUCUUACCGGUCGAAUCAUUUUGGUCAGUAG
Galendromus occidentalis (western predatory mite) is the source of this 2403-nucleotide messenger RNA. RefSeq names its product transcription factor RFX4. Gene Ontology annotation, molecular function: DNA-binding transcription factor activity, RNA polymerase II-specific; RNA polymerase II cis-regulatory region sequence-specific DNA binding. The record is from RefSeq and is a predicted model, not a curated record. Bases 1 to 2403 code for a protein of 800 amino acids. Gene Ontology annotation, biological process: regulation of transcription by RNA polymerase II. The transcript has 16 exons. NCBI's taxonomy places the organism in Eukaryota, Metazoa, Arthropoda, Arachnida, Mesostigmata, Phytoseiidae.